AUGCGACCGGUUGAUGUAGCAGAAACAAUUAAUGGGAAUUAUCUGGUUUCAGAUUAUGAUUUACACUGUGUGACGGUAUACAAUACAAGUGGACACUACAUGUCUAGAUUUGGCCAACGUUACCUCUCUGGUCCUAAAGGUAUGGUUGUAGACAGUCGUGGACGUAUUGUGGUAGUCGAUCAAAAAUCUUGUAUGAUUUGUAUUUUUAAGCCAACUGGAAAGUUUAUCAAUCGCUUCGGUGCACGCGGUCUAGCUGAUAAUCAUUUUGGCAAUCCAAUAUUUAUAGCUGUUAAUUCACGAGAUGAAAUAUUUGUCUCAGAUCAUGUACAUCAUUGUAUUAAAGUAUUUGAUGUAAAUGGACUAUUUUUAUUUAAAUUUGGAGUGAACGGAAUUGAUCCGGGUAUGUUACAUGCUCCAACAGGUAUUGGAUUUGAUCGAUUUGACCAUAUUUAUAUCAGCGACUGGGGGAACAAUCGGGUACAGGUAUUUGAUCAAACUGGAAACUAUUUACGUAUGAUUGACAGUAAACUGGAGACAUUAAGCGGUCCUCAAGGUUUGGCGCUGCAUCAAGUAUCCAAUAAACUUCUUGUUGUAGAUCCAGGCAAUUAUUGUUUCAAGGUAUUCAAUGCCAAUUCAACAAAAGAUCAAGGCCGACAAUCAUCCAUAUUCGUCAGUCGGAGUUAGUGGUUUGGUGAUCACAAAUUUGAAAAAAAACAUUGAGAUUUCAAUAAUGCCUUUCUUAUAAUUACAAAACUAAGCUUCCUUAAUCCUAC
Molecule: messenger RNA, 773 nt
Organism: Schistosoma curassoni
Lineage: Eukaryota; Metazoa; Platyhelminthes; Trematoda; Strigeidida; Schistosomatidae
Source: the annotation of a GenBank genome assembly